Molecule: messenger RNA, 1659 nt
Organism: Bombus pyrosoma
Lineage: Eukaryota; Metazoa; Arthropoda; Insecta; Hymenoptera; Apidae
Product: fibrous sheath-interacting protein 2
Exons: 6
Coding region: 286-1545 (419 amino acids)
Source: RefSeq, a predicted model, not a curated record
AGUAAAUUGUUUGAAAAAAAAGAAAAAAAAAGUAUGGCGUAGCUAUUUCAACAAUCGUGUAACUUUCGAAACGACACAGACACCAACGUGUUGAAGUAUUUUUGAAACGACCAGGACAAACGGUUUGCGAACAAAAGAAGCUAGACGUGUGGACGUGGAGAACGUCGGAACAUGACAUUUUACCUAUAUUACAUGCAAAAUUCCCAUGUAACCACGAAAUGUUAUUGACGGUCAAAUUCCCGAGGACACGUCAAGUCAGAAACGUUGCUUCUUAAGGCUAAUAAGAUGAAUCCAGCGUGUAAACAAUAUUCGACCGAUAUAAUUGGUCUCAAAAGACCCACGGCUCUGGACAAGCUCUUCGAUUCGAUACCUAAGCCCAAAGGCGCGGUACCAGAAUUUGGACUACCAAAAUGGAAAGUAAUGCCGUUAGAGUCGAAAAUCCCAAUGGUUCCCGGACCGGAGGGUGUUUACAAUUUCACGCGUCGUAAGCUUGGUGAGGAACUAUGGAUCUCCACACCGGACGCGGAGUUUAAUUUAAGCGAUCCAUACGGCUACGAGAUACAAUGGACUUACGACUCCCUCCACGAUAAACAUUUGCUUCCUCACUUCUCCAAACCGAAUAUCAUUCGGCAUUUGAUCAAAUCUGGCUUCGUUACUAAAAAUUUAGACGCAAAAUGUUCUCUGAAAGAUUACAAUAUGUACAGAAGGUAUCUAAGAAGACUGCACUGUGAUAGCAUAAAGAAGGAAUUGAAUAGAAGAACGAAACAAUCCAUCGAGGAGAGAGCGAUCUUGUAUGCUCAAGAACAGGCUGAGAAAGAAGUGAAGAGAUUGAGAGAAAGGGAAAGAUUAAUGGAGUUACGAAAGUCCGCGAUCACGCAAAGCAAGAUGGCUGAGAAAAUGAAGCUGCAAAAGCAGAAAGAGAAACAAAGGAAAAUUGAUGAAAGGUUACAAGCAUUGGCUGAGAAAAAGAAAGAAACUCAACAAAUGCGGUAUAUUAAAAGCAAAGCUCAUGCAGAAAUAAUUCAGCAGAAACAAAUAGCAGCAACAGAUAUUCGAAGGCAAAAGAUAAUUCAAACUCUUUUGGAAUGGAACAGGAAGGAACGUAUACGAAAGAAAAUGAUAGAAACACGAUUAGCGCACGAACAAGAAGAAAAACGCAAGAUCGUAGAACUGAAAUGGGAAGAAAGAUUAGAAUUUCAAAAGAAACAAAUUGAAAAGGAACAGUUUCUGUUGCAAUGCAUAGAAGAUCAAAGGAAUGAAUUUAUAGAUGCAUACCAAGAAAAGGUAGACAGAGAAACAGAAAGAAUGAAAAGACUUUUUGAAGAUGUAAAAAUGUAUAUAAGAUGUUAUUUGGCUAGGCACUUGCCUGGAAGUAGAGAACGCGUUUGCUGUAAAAAAUAUUUCCACGAUGAUGAAGAUGAAACAUUGUUUGUGGAAAGUGAUAAAAAGGAUGCAGCUAAGGUAAUAAAACAAGAUAAAGUAAGAAAAUUUCUAUUAUCUGUUAUUAAAACUGCAAACUAUAUAAUCAAUAAAAAACUAUAUUGAUAUCAAGGUUUGUCUGGUAUAAAAUAUAGUAUCAUUUCAGAUACAGAAAAUGCUUCAGAAAGAAAAGAAAAGGAGUGAAGAAAAGGCUCUAAGCAAGAAUAAAUUAAAGCAGAA